GAACGCACCUCUCUGCCCCUCGACAGUGUCGGUCGCGGUUUAGUCUCUGGCUGCUCGCGCUCUCAUUGUUUGACCCAAACACCAACCACCGUCUACUUCCUGGAGAGAUGCUGGUUCCUCUGUUCGACUAAUGUUGUUUUCUUCGUGAUCGCCUCGCAGCUCGUCUCUUUUGGCUUUAAAACCCAGGCGCGUCGCUAGCAUCGAGCCAGCUAGCUUGCUAACCAGUCGGGAAAAAUGAACUCCAGCACUCACGUCAUUCAGGUGACUAAUGUCUCCCCGAGCACGACGUCCGAGCAGAUGAGGACUCUGUUCGGCUUCCUCGGGAACAUAGAGGAGCUCAAACUGUUCCCUCCCGAUGACUCUCCCUUGCCUGUGACUUCACGUGUCUGUUUUGUAAAGUUCCUUGAGUCUGAAUCGGUGGGAGUUUCUCAACACCUGACGAACACCGUCUUCGUGGACCGAGCCUUGAUCGUGGUCCCUUUCGCUGAAGGAGUCAUUCCUGAUGAAUCUAAAGCUAUGUCGCUGCUGGCUCCAGCCAAUGCUGUGGCAGGAAUGAUGCCUGGUGGAGGCCUUCUCCCAACACCCAAUCCUCUGGCAUCAAUGGGCGGGACGCCAUUCGGAGGUCUGGGAGCUCCCAACAUGGAGCAAAUGGCUGCCAUGGGAAUGCAGGGACCAAACAUGAACCCCCAGGCUCUUUCUGCAGACUUUCUGAAGCUCAUGCAGUCCAUGGACCCCAAAUUGAAUUCCUUAGCGGCCGGACUGAACUUGAAUCCAGGGCUGAAGAGUGACGCCUCCAACAAGGAGAUUGAAGAGGCUAUGAAGAGAGUCCGAGAAGCCCAGUCUCUCAUUUCUGCAGCCAUUGAACCCGGGAAUAAGAAAGAUGACAAGCGUAAACAUUCCCGCUCCCGUUCACGGUCUCGGCGCAGACGGUCCAGAUCUCGAUCAAGACACAGGCGUUCAAAGAGCCGGUCUCGGCGAAGGUCCCAUUCUCGGAGUAGGAGGAGGUCCAAGAGCCCACGAAGGAGGAGGUCCCACUCGCGGGAGAGGACCCGCCGCAGUCGAUCGAGGGACAGGAGAAAGGAGGAAAAGUCUAAGAAAAGGUCCAAAACACCUCCUAAGAGCUACAGCAGUGCCAGGAGAUCUCGAAGCAUCAGCCGGAGACAUAGGCGAAGCCGCACUGCGUCUCGAUCCCCCAAGAGGAAGGUGUCCCGGUCUCCAUCACCCAGACGUCACAAGAAAGAGAAGAAGAAGGACAAGGAGCGAGAGAAGGAGCGGGACAGAGACAGGAGGGAGGACAGGGACCGCAGCAGAGACGAAAGAGAACGUUCCACCAGUAAAAAGAAGAAGAGCAAAGACAAGGAACGAGACCGAGAACGCAAGUCUGACAGCGAGAAAGGAGACGUCAAGGUGACCCGGGAUUAUGACGAGGAGGAACAAGGUUACGACAGCGAAAAGGAAGUGGAGGAGGAUGACGACGAGAGGAAGAGCGACUCCGACUCGGUCUCGUCUCCCAAAGGCCGAGAGGAGAUGGAGCGGUCCGAGGGCCAAAUUCCCAAAAAGUCCAAACUGAACGGAGACGAUCACCAUCAGGAAGACAUGGAGAUGAGUGAUUAAAAACAUCCCCCGAGAGUGAACAUGGCAACGUUAUCUUUCCACUGUCCUUUUAUAUUUUUAAUAUCAGCCACAACAUGUCUGUGCCUGAUCACACGGUUAAAAAGAUUAGUUGUCUUAACUGUAGAAGCCUUGGGGAGGGAGGGGUGUCGAGGAAAACAGUCCAUUCAUUUUUGUAAAGACGUGAGAAAACGAGGACUAAAAUAUGAAUAACACGAGACCUGUUUUUAAAUUGUCAUCGAUGUACUUUUUUAAGAUCCUGUUGAUUUUUGCUUUGAGUUCAGAUGUUGUCUUCCUGACAGUAGAAUACGCAGCGUUUUCCUCUGAACGGCUGCAUUUGUAAAUAUUUUACUGGUCAGGACGGAAUCUUUCCCUUAGACUGUUAGUGACGCUGCACCAGCUUCCUGUUUCUUUUAUUUUCCUCUUUGGUUGCGGAACCAUUUUUGCUUCAAAUGUAAUGCACCCAGUCGUUGUCCAGCUGACCUUCCUAUUUACAGCGCUUUGUAAUUGUACACUGUAGACUGAAAUAUGUUGCAAUGAAAUACUUUGUCUGAAAUAGGUUUUCCAAAGGAAACAAAUAAAAUCGGAUCCUACUGUC
Molecule: messenger RNA, 2209 nt
Organism: Paralichthys olivaceus (Japanese flounder)
Lineage: Eukaryota; Metazoa; Chordata; Actinopteri; Pleuronectiformes; Paralichthyidae
Product: serine/arginine-rich splicing factor 11
Cellular component (GO): nucleoplasm
Molecular function (GO): RNA binding
Source: RefSeq, a predicted model, not a curated record